UCCCUUAUCUCUGCUGUGUCGGUAGUUCAACACCACCGCCCAGAGAGAGAGAGAGAGAGAGAGAGAGUGCCAGCCAGCGAAGGAAAAUGUCGCAGCCGCAGGAGGAAGAGAAGAAGCCGAACGAUCAGUCUGCUCACAUCAAUCUCAAGGUCAAGGGACAGGAUGGGAAUGAAGUGUUUUUCAGGAUCAAGAGGAGCACCCAACUCAAGAAACUUAUGAAUGCAUACUGCGACAGGCAGUCAGUGGAGAUGAACUCAAUCGCCUUCUUGUUUGAUGGGCGCCGGCUCCGAGCAGAGCAGACCCCAGAAGAGCUUGAGAUGGAGGAUGGUGAUGAGAUCGAUGCAAUGCUUCACCAAACCGGUGGAACCAUGCUUACCUUUUAAUGUGGAGCUGGUGCUCCUUUGCCAUAUAUGCAGUUAUGUUAUAUAUAGUAUGUAGGGAGGAUCAGGCACUUGCAGUAAGAGCCAGAGCAUUCCGAUGCCGGAAGCUGCAUCAUGUUAUCUAUCAUCAUUUCCUUUAGCCUUUGACGCUUAGGAAACUGUUUUAGGAUUCUUGAUUUCAGCGGAAGUGACUUUCAGUUGGCUAUGAAUGGGGUGUUUAGGACUUUGUUUAAGAAAGAUGUGUUGGACGACCACCAAAUAAGUUGCUCUCUUCGAGAAAACCUCAUUAGAUGUUA
Punica granatum (pomegranate) is the source of this 676-nucleotide messenger RNA. The record is from RefSeq and is a predicted model, not a curated record. Lineage: Eukaryota; Viridiplantae; Streptophyta; Magnoliopsida; Myrtales; Lythraceae.